Molecule: messenger RNA, 1137 nt
Organism: Lodderomyces beijingensis
Lineage: Eukaryota; Fungi; Ascomycota; Pichiomycetes; Serinales; Debaryomycetaceae
Source: the annotation of a GenBank genome assembly
AUGUUGAAGAUUUGGUUGAUUGCAAGUGUGCUUGCCUCGUCAGUGUAUGGCGCUCCAUCCAACAAGAGAUCUCCAAAGACUCUCCUGCUUCCCUUUGACGUUGUUAAAAACAACACGUCUUCUUCUACCACCAAUGCGUCCAAGAGAGACAAGACGGUCCCCAUUUACCCUGACAUGCUCGGAUUGCAGUAUUUGGUCACGGUGCAAGUGGGAUCCAACAAACAAACGAUCCAAGUUGGUAUUGACACGGGAAGCUCCGACUUUUGGGUCCCCGGGGAUAACGUUGAAUGCAACGGAAUGUACCUGUGCACUGGCGGUGGCACAUUCAACCCCAAAACGUCCACGACAUUCCAUAAUUUGAGCAAGGUGAUUGACGCGGCUUAUUUAGACGGCCACAAUGCGAUCGGAUGGUACGGUAAGGACGACUACUGGUUUGAAGACGGCACCAAGCUCCCCCAGUUCCAGUUUGGGGUCAUGGACAAGGACGGGAGACCGCUGGGGUUGUUGGGCCUUGGCUACAACUUCACCGAAGCAACCACCGACCACUCAACCUACCCCAACUUCCCCUUUGCGUUGAAAGAUGCCGGGAUCGUCGACAAGGCCGCGUACUCCUUGUACUUGAACCUGGCGCAGGCGGAGGACGGGAACCUUUUGUUUGGCGGGAUCGACAAGGCCAAGUACUCGGGCGAAAUGAAGGUGCUCGAUGUCGUUCACUAUAGGUGGCUUGGGGUCGAGUUGGGCUCAAUCACCACCGCCAGGGGCAAGAAUUUCACCGUCAACACCCCUGUUUAUCUCGAUAGCGGCACCACGUACAUGACGAUGACACCGGACAUCUUGAAGCAAGUUUAUGAGAAUGAAGGGUUGGAUGAGAACGGAACGGCAGAUUGCGACAAGAUCAACAAGGCGGGCUCGACCACGUUCAACUUUGGCGAGCUCGAGAUCAAGGUGCCCAACAGCGAGUUGUACCUGGGAGAGGAGACGUGCAAGAUCAACAUUGACGAGAGCUCCGUUAGCAACAUGUUUGGGGACAUCUUUUUGAGAAGUGCUUAUGUUGCGUACAACCUUGACACCAACAAGAUUGGUCUCGCGCAGGUUAAGUACACCGACGACUCCAGCGUCGUUGACUUUUGGUUUUAA